AUGAAAAGAAUACUCAAGAGAGUCUGGCAGCUGAGCAGGCGCACGGGUGAAAAAAAACUGUAUGAGAAAGUAGCUAGAGAACUGAGGGAAAUCAUAGCAGAGAAUGAGAACUACACAUUCCAACAGAAAUUGUCAUCUCUAUCUGUCAAAAAGUGUGAUGGAAACUCACAAAACAGUUCAAGACACCUCAACAAGCAGUACCACCACUGA
This is a messenger RNA of Arctia plantaginis, 210 nucleotides long. NCBI's taxonomy places the organism in Eukaryota, Metazoa, Arthropoda, Insecta, Lepidoptera, Erebidae. The record is from the annotation of a GenBank genome assembly.